This is a messenger RNA of Schistosoma bovis, 4858 nucleotides long. The record is from the annotation of a GenBank genome assembly. Lineage: Eukaryota; Metazoa; Platyhelminthes; Trematoda; Strigeidida; Schistosomatidae.
AAUGGGUUCUGACAUAACUAGCCGCCUAUUGUAAUUGUGAAGAAUGUAUCGUAGACCUCAGUUUGAUAGACUCAACCCUCGUAAUGUCCUACCUAGUCGGCACACCCUCUUUAUUAGAGGGCUUCCAGGAACGACAGAUGUAACUAAAGUGAAGGACUUCUUCUGUAAUGAAACAAAUUCCAGGUGCUCGGUGGAAUUUUUUUCUACCUCAGAAGAUAAGAAGAGAUUCUCAGUUGCCAUACGGUUUAAGUCCCACGAGAUUGCCAGCGAGAUGCUUCGUCGACACAACGGUAAAACAAUGUUUGGUUACCCUGUAGAGCUAACUUGGUUCAAGGACCUCAAAAAAGCUAGAGCAAAGAUGUAUGAAGAGCGGCGUCAGGUUAGACGCUUUCCUCCAAACCAACGGGGUUUCAGAGGCUUAGAAAAGAGUAUACCAUCUCCUGGAAACUAUGGUGAUGCUAGACGGAUCCGGACGGGCUCUUCCUCCUCAGGCGGUCGGGGGUAUAGAGAUAACGGCAGAGACCGUAGAAGCAUGGAUCGCAGAAGUGCGGAUCGUAGGAGCUUAGACCGUAGAAGCAUGGAUCGUAGAAGUACAGAUAGAAGAAGCACGGAACGCAGCACAGACAGAAGAAGCACGGAAAGGAGAAGUGUAUCAAGAAGUCGAUCAUUCACAGGGUCAUCGUCAAGGAGCGCUAGUAAUUCAGGCAGAUCUCGGUCAAGAUCAGUAUCUCGUACAAGGCAUUCUUUGCCUUCAAAUCCGGGGGAUUCAAUGCAUGCAAGUGAAUCUGAAUUUAAUGGUCACAUCUACGACGAUCGACGUGCCUCUCGCAACCUCUCUCGCCAUUCUCAUGAUCGAAGUAGUAGCAGUAGUCAAUCUUCAGAGGAGCGAAAGCGUCAAGGUUCGUCUAAACGUCGCUCGUCAAAUAGAAAUAAUGAACAAUAUGAUCAAAGUGCCGAUGAAAACUCAUCUCCAGAUUACCAAACUCGAAGAAACCAACAAGUUUCAAGGUCACCCUCAAUGAGCGAACGAAACCUUGCUUUCUCAAAUGCUCCUGCUCCUAAUCCGGAAGAUGGGUCUUCACUGGUAAGUGGACUAAUACAACUAAGACGCCAUGUUCGACAGGGUUUUGAACAGAUAUCUGUUCGAGGUGGCAGUUUUUCCAGAAGAACACGCCACUCUUCAGAAAAUUCAUCUUCAGGUGCCUCGGUCGCCAGUUCCAAUGGUGCUUUUGAUUCCCCUAGAAAUCGCAGUGGACGCAAACGGGUGCAUUCUAUUUCACCACCCUACAAUGACGUUCGUAAUCGUACCACCAAGUCCAAGACUGAAGCCGCUUCAAAUAGUGAUGAAAAGAACCAACCUUCAGUCGAAUCUCAGAAACGUAGAAAAACAAGGAUUACCCAUUCACCAGCCAACAACAGCACAGAAUCUCUCCCUGAGCCACCCCAUACUCGAAGUAAAACUCAAAGAACCAGUCUUCAAAAAACACCAAGAGUCGAAAACUCAACAACAAUACGUCAAACAAAUGCCGAUCGUAAACAGAGACCAAGUGCUGUCAAAGCAGAUAAAAAAUCUACAACUAAAGAUUCUCCCCCAACGAUUGAAAAAAGUACUUCGAAGAAUUCUCGACGCUCGGAUACUGCACGUUCUCCACUGUCUUUAACAUCACGUGCAACCAAACGUUGGCGAACUCCAGAAGAUGAAGUCAACGAUGACCAUCUCCAUAAAAAGGAAAAAUGGCCCUCAACUAUCAAUAAAUCGGCUAAGCUAAAGAAAAAGUCUGCCAUUUCAUCGGCAAAUAAUUCUAGCGAUAAUGAUCAUUCGGAUGCUUCGAAAGUUGAUGGUAAUCAAGUGACCAUCUCAAGAAAUAACAAUAUUAAAGCAAAAGAAUCUUUGAAACCGUUAAUUAAAAAGUCCAGUUCAUCCUCAAACACAUUUAUGAGAAUCAGCAGGACAAAAUUCCAACCACUUUCAAAUUUCUGCAGUCAAAUAUAUUAAUCAGUUGGAAAUUAACAAGAAUAUAUUAAAACCUCUGUUAUUGGUCAGUGCAUUUAACCAAAUAAAUAAACUAUAGUGGAUCCGAUACCUCAGAUAUAAUGGUUUAUGAACGGAUACUUUGGUCCUGAUGUCUGAUUAAAUAAAGUUUAUUUGUUUAUAAAUCAAGCUAGAUUCAUCUAUACUAAGAGGAAAAUCAAUGUAUAUGCAGCUUAUUAUCAGUACUUUCUUUUGUACUGCACUCAAUCGUACAUUAUAUAAAAUGCAAUAUAUAUGGGAAUUUUCAUUGAAAUAUUCAUUCGGUAACAAUCAGUCAGUUACCGUCGGCUCUGCAUCAUCUUUCAAUAAUGAAGAAAAUGAGUCAGGUGAUUGUUCAGAUGAUGUAAUGAAUCUGAUUCGUGAUCGUAAAGAUGCCCUGGCAGAGGAUUAUAAACGGGAUUGCGAGGCAUUCACUACAGUCGUUCGCAUGCUAAUAAGGUAAUUUUUAUUUGUGUCCGUAAUGUAUCCUUCUUCUUACGCUUAAAUCUAAUAUAAAUCUGUGCUUUGGCAAUUUUAGCAUUACAUGGCAAUAUUCUCUGCCUACGGAUAAGGGCUGAUUUCUUACCUUCAGAGUAUGGAACAGUGAAUUGAUUUAUAAAUAAUGGAUAUUAAUAUGAAUAAUUACGUUAGAUGCCAGCCAAUAUGUCUGAGACUCGUACGGUGCCUACCUGUUAACGGGCCACAUGCUGGUUGUGUAAUUUAAAUAUACACUCAACUACGCCUACAAUUCCAGUUGGCGUUUGCUCUUUUGUAGAAUGUUUUGAUUGGUCAGACAAUUGUUGAUUGGGUGCUUACUUUCAUCCUCGUUCGUGUUUUAUCGAACCUGGCAAUAAUGUAUAUUUUACCUCGAUUGGCUGAUGAUUUUCACAUUAUUCGUGUUGCUCGUUCUGAUGCUGCAAUUAUUGAAUUGUCGCCAUCCAUUGUCUACUUUAUGCAUUAAUCAUUUUAUUCUAAUGUCAAUGUGUAAAACUACUGUUUUCUACAAAAGUAAGUGGCUAGAUUCUUUUUUUAUUUUUCCUUACAUUGCGCAGUAGCUGUCUCUCCCUACGCCUGUAUAUCGCUAAUUAACAUGAGGCUAUACUUGUUACACUUGGUAAAUGAGAAGUUUCUGCACCAAUUGCUGGGUCUGUUUUAAUGAAGUUCUAUGAGGUUGAAUUCCAGUGCUCAAUCACCCUUUGCAAAGACGAUUCACUUAUAUUUUUUAAAACCCGUAAAGAAAGUCUGACAAUAAUCCGAAUUCUUGGCGAAUGCAAUUCGUAUUUUGAUUAUCAAAAACUGUUGAAUCUACCUAUGGUGUUUUAUGUUAGGCUCAUCAAAGUUACUAACACCUAUCACCCCUGUGAUAUGUGUGACCUACUAUGAACGGAUAUAUAUCUUACCAGUAUUGUUUGUCAUAUACUCAACUAAGUUAUGUCGAACAAUGUUAAGUUCGAUAUUUGGUGCACACAUUUGUUUACAUCUGGACAAAGUACGAGUACAUUGUUCAACACUGUUCUGCGUGAGCUUACUGAUGUGAGUCAUGGACUGUAAACCUAGAGAACGUGCUUGAAAUAAUUUGGUCAGUGUGGUCAGCAUUGGUAACCUGUGAUGGGAUUGAUGAACAAUCUUGAUUUUUAGGUGUAGUGUACUCUAUGCAAGUGAUCAAACGACCAAUAACUUUGUGGAUGUUAGGUUUUAUAUGUGGUCACAUUUGGUCAACCGUCUCCCACCUUGUUGCGCUAUGCUGAUGUCAGAGUAAAAGUGGGUUAGGAAAGAGGAACCAAGAAAUUAUGUGGAGCUACUAGCUACUAAUCCAAACUAUGUAAGGAAAUGCAGACUUCGUGAUUGGUUGCAGUUACCCACUUACUUUUAUUUUCUAUCCCCAUUUAAAACUUAGUCGUAUUAUUGCAACACAAGUCCUCUAAUUCUUUGGACUUUCACUUUUCUCAAUUUCUUCCAAUUCUUUGCUUUCCCUCUUGUUGAUUUCCUUUAAUGAUAUAUGACGAGACAAGAUGUGAUCUGCAACAUCUUUAACCAAUGCCUGUCUCAGAUCCUAUGUUCUUUCUGCUUGUCUACUUGUGUAUUUCAUAUUUUAGGAUAACAUUAACUUAUAUUGUAUGUGGAAAACUACAUGGCUGAAUAUCUCUUAGUGUUCAGUAUUCGAACUCUAAUAGUCUUAAUCAUCCUGUUUGUCAAGUUCCCAUCAUUUUUAUCAUUUGAGUUUCUCGUUGUUCCAGUGACGACAUUCAUACAACGGCCAUAUAUUUUCUCAUCCAACCUGAUAUACGACCCUUUGCAAGUUCAAUAACUUGUUUGUUUUAACGAAUUCAGAAUUUUUCCUUUUCUAGUGACCUGUUAUAAUGGUAAGAUUGUUAGAUAAAUAAAUGUUUAAAAUUUUUUUUACCAGAAAACUGACUUUACUUUACAUAUGGAUUAUUUCUCCCAUCUGAAAAGGUGUUAAUCUUUACUAUCUAUAUUUCAGCAAAGAUCAAGAUCUCGAAAGCCGUCUUAUGCCGAUGCUCAAAGAAAUCCUACAUGAAAGAGGCCAACGAUGCAUAGAGGAUUUGCGGACAUUUAUUUCAGAUCAUCAAGUCAAUGAAUCAAACAUAAAUGAAUUUAAAGAGAAAAAUCAUAUUGACUAGUUUUAAAACGACUUCUUUAAAGCUUGUGUAUAAUAAUUUCUCUUGUUUAUUCUCUUACGGCAUUUAGCUAAGUUUACAUUUCUCUGUAUGAAGAUCGUUGUUCCGUGGACAUUUAAGUUUGUGUAACUGACUGUUUCAUUGAUUAUAUUCUUCCAAAAAUACACAUGAUUUUCCGAUAAGCAGUAACAAUAUAGCUGUUUUUCUU